This is a messenger RNA of Scutellospora calospora, 1197 nucleotides long. The record is from the annotation of a GenBank genome assembly. NCBI's taxonomy places the organism in Eukaryota, Fungi, Glomeromycota, Glomeromycetes, Diversisporales, Gigasporaceae.
AAUAAACCUUCUCAAUUGUUACUUUACCUUACUGGUGCGAGUGGAACCACACCUACUGGUAAUGCAGCAGUAAAUAUAUCUGGAAAUACUAUCCAUUCUGCGUGCGGUUUCAGUUUUGAUGAAAAUGGAAACACUCACGAAACUUCUAUGAUUGGGCAAAAUCUUCUUACACGAUUUCAUACUUUUACGAAAAAAAUAAAAACGAGUGAUGAUUCUGCUCCAUUUGCUAGAAUUAGCAUUUUAUUUGCUGGUGAUUUCAUGCAAUUACCACCAGUUUUAGAUAAAGCAUUAUAUAUACCUGAUACAAUUACGUGUUUUUCUUCUCUUGUUGAAAAUGAACCUUCGAAAAGCAUAAACCUCUGGUUAAAUGUUAAUCAUGCAGUUCAGCUAAAAACUCAGAUGCGUCAAAUAGAUGACCCCUUUUAUAUGAACAUACUCAAAAAUAUGCGUCAUGGUAAUCUUACAGAAAUUCAACUAGAGGCCUUACGAUCAAGAAUUCUUAGCAAUAAUUUGAUUGACUCUAGAGAAUGGAGAAAUGCCACUUUUCUAGUGACAAAAAACGACCUUCGCGUUUGGCUUAAUCUUGAAGCUGUUAAAGAACAUGCCUAUGAUAAUAAUCUGUCCGUCAUUUAUUCUUGUGCGCAGGACUCUUAUAAUCGAAAAAUUCUUGCCAGGAAUAAUCGAAUUCUUCGACAAAUCGUGUAUGACCAAAAUUCAAUUAACACAUCAUCUUCGCAUGGAAACAAUAUAGUGCUAAAAGAUCCUCCUAAGUAUGUUAUUGUUGAAAUAACCGGCAAAAAACCUGGUUCUUAUGAAACACUUCCAUCUAAUCACAUACCUAUCUAUCCUAUCAAGCGGGCCUGCGUAUACUCAAUUUGGACACGUGAUAGAUCUAAGAUUCACAGAAAUUUUCAGUGUUUUCAACUUCCUUUAACACCUGCAUAUGCGUUUACUGAUUUUAAAUCCCAAGGACGUACUUUUCAAAAAACAAUCAUCGACCUAUCAGGAAAAUAUGCGAAUAAUAGCGUAUACGUAAUGCUUUCCAGAGCACAGAGGUUAAAUGACUUAUUAAUUUUACAACUAUUCAAUGAAUCGAUUUUAAAUAUGCAACGAUCUUUUUCACUCUGUGCUGAACUCAUGCAUAUUGAAGAAUGCAUACAAAGAACAGCUCAACUAAAAACUUGGCCAGAUAUUUGA